Molecule: messenger RNA, 3503 nt
Organism: Octopus bimaculoides (California two-spot octopus)
Lineage: Eukaryota; Metazoa; Mollusca; Cephalopoda; Octopoda; Octopodidae
Product: cholecystokinin receptor
Biological process (GO): G protein-coupled receptor signaling pathway
Cellular component (GO): membrane
Molecular function (GO): G protein-coupled receptor activity
Source: RefSeq, a predicted model, not a curated record
UUGUCUAGUACAUGUGGUUUUGUCAAGGAGUAUUUCUUACAUAACUAUUAUUUGAUCAACCACUCUACUUUUUCUACAAUUUCAAUGUUAAGCUUAGUUUUCUUCAUAGCCUUUCUAAUCCUGCAGGCUAACUCUCCAUACGACAUAGCCACUACGAACAUUACCCCUUGAAAUAUCUUUGCGUUUUACCACGUGUUUGUUCUGUUUGAGUUUGCCCUAAUCCUUUGUAUUCUGUUCCAAUGUUUGCCUCUGUACCUAAGGCUGGUUCCACUGGCUUCCUUACUUAUGAUGUCAUCUAAAUUCUUCCUACUUCCCCUGUACACUCUGACUCUAUCUCUCUGGCUGUAGCUAGAUAACUGCAUGCGGAACAUAAAUCCUGUACAUUUCACAACAUGUCCACCCUGUGCAUCCCAUGAGGUUUUUAGUGUCUUCAAAAUUGACCAAGGAAAGAAGACAGAAACCGUAGCACACGCAUGGAUGCAGUAGGAAGCAGGGCAUCAAUAUAUCAAAUCCUCCUCCAACCGUAGGAUAAUUCGAUAUCUUUCGAAUUCAACAGGUACCAAGUCCAAAAUGCUUGCCAUAGAUUGGGUUCCGGUAGAGGAAACUAAUAUCCUAGUAGUAAUGUUAAAUUGAGUGACGGAUAAGGUUAUUGGCUAACAUACAAUAUGACCCGGUGCAAAACGACAACGUUGACAUGAUGUGGUGGCUGGCAAAACGUAAUAAAUACAAAAAUACAUCUGACAAUAAUUACUAGAAUAAUGAGCAGCGAAUUGUCCUCUUCAUGCCUUUCGUAGAGCAAAGAUUCCCUUGUAGCUAGGUGCAUCUGUCCUGACUUCAGCUACCUCCCCUCACUAAAAUGAUCUUGUGGAGCUUCGUCUCGGCAGUGAAACAAGAUAUCUGUCUACCUUUUUUUCCCUAAAGGCAAUUGACUGAUUGAUGAAAGAAACAAUCAAAGUACAAUCAAGAAGAAACGGUCAUUCUUCAACCCCAAAGAAGAUAUCAUCUUUGCCGAUAACAUUGCUCUUUCCUCCCAGCGUCACAUUAACAUGGAAGAGGAGGUCACAGGAAUGAGCGUAGCAUGCAUAGAAGUUGGUCUCAAGAUCGAUAUUGCGAAGACAAAAAGCAUGCAAGUGCACACGACUGAAGAUGUCAGCUUUACAGUCAGAAGAGAAGGAAUGGAAAAUGUCAGUCAUUUUACAUACCUGGGAAGCGAAACGGACCGAGGCGUAAAAACAAGGACUGGAAAAGCUACAGCUGCUUUCUGGAUGUUCGGUCAUCUGGAGAUUACAGACUUUGUCAACAAACGCAACACUCAAGAUUUUUAAUACAAACAUUUAUGCUGUACACAUGUGAAGCACAUCGAAUCACAAAGCUUUCAGUCAACAAGCUCCAUAUGUCUGUGAAUAAAUGUCUCCAGACCAUCCGUCGGGUGUGAUGGCAAGACGGACUCAGAAAGAAAGCUUCGUGGAACCAGGUGGAAGCAACAAUCUGUCGAAAGUUAGUUCAGAAGCGGAUUGGUUUGGACGCACGCUUCGUGAGCCUGUUUCCAACAUUAGCACUCAAGCUUUCCUAUGGACACACCAUAGGAGACGGAAGCGUGGUAAGCUAAAAUCAACACGGGGAAGGACCACAGAAAGUGAAGCACAGUCAGACUGCUACACCUGGGGACAACUGCAAUUUAUUGACCGUAAAUGGAUUUGAACUUAGAUUGUUAAGAGCAUAUAUAUCGCAAUGUAUAUUUUUCUGACGAUUUUACGAUUCUGCCAGGUUACCGGCUGGGUAGCUCCAUAGUAUAAUGGCAAUAAAGAACGGUAAUAAAUUAUCAACAGUGAAAAGAACGUACACAAGAAAGAAAAUUUAUAGAUAUACAUAUCACAAGCGGAAAAUCACAGUAAAAACGUUCUUGUCACGAUUCCCGCAAAAGAUUUUCUACGUAUUUUGCUGUUAGUAUUUUCGGAGUUUCGAAAUGAUUUCUCGUCGACAAAAAGAAAACCCAGAUUUUCAAACCACUUGUAUUGAUUAUUUGAAGAGGUAAUUGAAGAUUUGGUAUACAUACAGUAACAAUGAUUAUGACGGCACAAUGACUAAAACGCGUCACUUUUGCAGUCACAUUUCGAAUUCGAAGGAAAAAUGUCAAGAUUAUCGGAAUUUUUCGCAGAAGUUAUCUGAUAGAAACUUUUUGUUUACCGAAAUCUAAAUCCAAACUUUUUUGCUUCUACAGAAUAUUGAAUAAAUAUUUUUGAUAUAGCUAUGACCACUAUAACCACUGAAGCUAAAAUGUGAAAGCUGUAACUUUCACUGUUUCAAUCCCGAAGGCUGAUGUCGUUCGCAAUAAUGUGCAAGGGACAUCAUUCCAAAUCAAAAGGCUGUUUUCGUCGUUUCUAAAGAUAUUUCCAAGAAGUUGAAGAAAAAUAAGAAAAUGGAAAAAAACAAUAACGUCAACAAUUGUACUAAUAUUAUGGAAGAACUAAACGCUAAAAUGGUGAACGUUUAUUUACCUGUAUUAUUAUAUCUCGGAACGGUUAUGACUUUGGGAGUAAUUGAAAAUUUCAUUGUAAUAUAUGUAUACUACUAUAAGUUUGAUGAAUCAGCCACUCAGGUGUUUAUUGUAACGCUCUCUGCGUGCGAUUUUCUGACGUGCAUAAUAUGUAUACCUAUGGAAAUUGUGAUUCUACAUUUUUCAUUCACUUUUCACAGCGAUAUUGCAUGCCGUGUGGUACAUUUUACGACAGCUGUAGCAGUAACCAAUUCAGCUAUGAUUAUAUUCCUUAUAUCAGUCGAUAGAUUCAGACUUGUAUGUCAACCUUUUAAUCAACAAAUUUCCCCUCAAAAUGCAAAGAAAAUUCUAGGAUUUUCAGCAAUCUGCUCUUUAAUUCUUUGUACACCAUCAUUAUUUGUGUACAGUAAACAAAAUAGAAUGGUGAAACAAUGUGGAAAUAUCGGAGAAGAGUGUUCACUUGGUCCCUAUUUAAAUUCCGCAGUAUAUCCCUUUGCGUAUUAUAUUUUAAUAGUCACUGUUUUCUCUUUGGUCUUUAUUUUACUCGUACUCAUAUACAUAAAAAUUGGAAGAAAGAUCUUCCAAAUUUACAAAGCAAAGAAAAAUAAUAGAGCCAAUACAUUUCUUGUAUUUACUAUGCUCCAAAGCAUGCUAUCAGAUAAUGAUUGGGUAGAGGAUAAAGAACCCGCUACGAAGCAGAGAAGACAUUCAAUGCAUCCAAAUCGGACUAAUUUAAUUUUGUUCAUCAUCACUUUGGUCUGGUGUAUAUGCUUUUUCCCAUAUUUCACGGCAGUGUUCUGGCGAUUGUUAACUAAACGUUUUAGUGAAACUACAAGUGAUAAAGAAAAAAUUCUUUAUAAAUUGUUAAUGUGUUCUUAUUACCUCAACGGGACUCUUAACCCAUUAGUUUACGGACUUUUCGGUCGGCAGUUUCGUAUUGAAUUAAUAAGUUUAUUUCAUGAAACUUCCCACUUCUUUAAAUAAUAAAAUAUCGAAUUUCAUGAAA